UUGACUGGAGGCUCCACCAGCCAAUCAGCAGGCUGCAUCCCACCUCUGUCAUCGGCCAUUGCUAGAGGAAGGGAUUGGCUUGUGUGAUCUGAGCUUGGAAGGCAGAUGAAAUGCCAGGUCUGCUCUGCCUCUGGGGACAACCAGGCUGCCUCAUAAUGGGAACCAACACUCGCUCAGCUCAGGGGCAGUAGCAUCCAAUUUAGCAUCAGGAAAACACAGGGCUCCACCUUUCUUUCUUUCUUUUCUGUCUGCUGCUCUGGUGUGGUCUCUGGUCUACCUUCAUGAGACUGCUGGUGGGCUCUGUCACUCCCCUGUCCUCACCAUCCAUCCUCUCUGGAACAGGUUGAUCCUUUACUGUUUCUGUAUAUUUUGCGCCGAAGAGCUGCUUUUUGGAAUCCCACUCCUCCAUGUACGAUAACUUGUACCUGCAUGGAUUUGAAGACUCGGAGGCGGGCUCAGCUGAUUCCUACACAAGCCGACCGUCUGACUCGGAUGUGUCACUGGAGGAGGAGAAGGAGGGUGGCAGGCAGGAGAGGGAGCAGCAGGCUACUGUUCAGCUCGAGAGGGCAAAGACUAAAGCAGUGGCAUUUGCUGUGAGGACCAAUGUCAGCUACUGUGGUGCUCUGGAUGAGGACGUUCCUGUGGCUGGCACUGCCGUCUCCUUUGAUGCCAAGGACUUCCUCCACAUCAAGGAGAAAUUUAACAAUGACUGGUGGAUCGGCCGUCUGGUGAAAGAAGGCUGUGACAUUGGCUUCAUCCCGAGCCCUCUGAAGCUGGAAAACAUUCGACUCCAGCAGGAACAGAAGAGGGGACGCUUCCAUAGCAGUAAGUCAAGUGGGAAUUCCUCUUCCAGUCUGGGAGAAAUGGUGUCAGGCACAUUCAAGCCUAACCCCAACUCUGCAGGAAAGCAGAAACAGAAAGUGGCUGAGCACAUCCCUCCAUAUGACGUGGUUCCCUCCAUGAGGCCGGUUGUCCUGGUGGGACCAUCCCUUAAAGGUUACGAGGUGACUGAUAUGAUGCAGAAGGCGCUCUUUGACUUCCUGAAGCACCGGUUCGAUGGGAGGAUAUCCAUCACAAGGGUAACAGCUGACAUAUCAUUGGCCAAGAGGUCAGUACUAAACAACCCCAGUAAGAGGGCCAUCAUUGAGAGAUCCAACACCCGCUCCAGCCUUGCAGAGGUCCAGAGUGAAAUAGAAAGAAUCUUUGAACUGGCCAGAUCUCUACAGCUGGUAGUGCUGGAUGCAGACACCAUUAACCAUCCAGCACAGCUCAUCAAGACCUCAUUAGCACCCAUUAUCGUCCACGUUAAAGUGUCCUCACCCAAGGUCCUCCAGCGGCUGAUCAAAUCAAGAGGGAAAUCUCAAAGCAAACACCUGAAUGUGCAGCUUGUUGCAGCAGAAAAGUUGGCACAGUGUCCUUCUGAAAUGUUUGAUAUUAUUCUGGAUGAGAAUCAGCUGGAAGAUGCUUGUGAACACCUUGCAGAGUACCUGGAGGCAUACUGGCGUGCUACACACACUUCACUUAGCACGCCACUCAACCCCCUGUUGGGCCGCAAUCUGGGUUCUACUGCUCUCUCCCCGUAUCCUACUGCCAUUCAGGCCCAAAGAAAUCGCAACAGCAACCACACAACAACAGACCAUUCACCAGUAGAACGUCGUAGCCUGAUGCCUGCUGACGAGAACUACCAUAACGAACGGGCACGGAAAAAUCGCAACCGGCUGUCUUCGGGCUCACAGCACAGCCGGGACCACUCACCUCUGGUGGAGGAGGACUACCAGGACCCCUACCCGGAUUCUUACAAGCCUCAUCGUAACCGAGGAUCCCCAGGAGGUUACAGCCAGGACUCAAGGCACCGGCUUUGAGCUGAGGCCAACUUUGCUGAUAAAACUACUACACUCAUUUGGACUGUAACAACCAUGUAUCAAUGUGUAGUACCUCAUUUUCCCUUUGGCCUUGGCUCCUGCCAAAUGAGCAUUUGAAAAAAAUUACAAAUCCUGCUCUUGCUUUGAUGUGAGCAAGGAAAUGGACUGGAUAUGAAGGUAGCACAAGAGCAGAAAAGUUUUGUUUUAAAGGGAAAGCUAUAGCUGGACCUGAUCUCAGUAUAUCCCAGAUGUGGCUUGUGAGUGAAGUACACUAGCAGGUGAUAGUGUGCCACAUAGGCUCUUCUGGGCCCUCCCUGCCAUCUCAGCUGUUACUGUAGCAUGCAGGUAGGUUUGUUACUACUGGUCAAUACUUGCCACAAAGCCAGUGCCAGACAGCAAGAGCAUCCAGCAGUGAUGAUCAGCACAGAACCUGUUUGCACGUGUGUGAGCGUAGUAAACCCCGUGAAAGCCUGUUCCCAAAUCCAGAGUUUUACACAUUUGUUUUUGAAGUGACAUGGAUGGUGUUGUGGUGUUCUCUUCAGGGUUCAGUCAUACAGUAGCUCCCUGUGACCCCUCUUUGUUAUUUCUAAAUUCCAUUUUUUUUUGUCAUUAACCAUAUCAAGACAGAAAUAUAAAAAUCAUGCAGAUAAACAUUUCAAAGCGCCAAAUCUCAGGAAUGAGAGGUCAGUUAGACCUAGAUGUGUGCUGAAGAUGUAUCGUUCAUGUACGUACCCAUCUAAUGGGGAUAUGAUUCUGAGCAUUAUAUAAACAGAUUUUAUGAUGUAGUUGUUACAAAAAAGCUAUUAAUAUAAGGAAGGAACACUUCCAGGACAGGGGUAAGUAAAAUGCUUGUGCCAGCAUGUUUUCAUAUGCCAUGCGUUUAUCAACUGCUGUUGUCUGUCUUGUGUCUGGCAGGACAUCAUUUUUGACUUGAUAUGAUUGGGUUUUAGUGAGUGAGUUAUUCUGAGGGCUUCCAUGUGUAAAUACAGUCAAAAUAAUUGAAGGAAAAUAAACCUUAAUUUAUUUAAACUUUCACUUUAAGCACAUUAAAUUACAUUCCAUUCAUUUCUUCUUUCAAAGCCUUGCACACCUUCCGCCUUCCGAUGAAAAAGAUAAUUUUGCUCCAUUUUAUUUUAUUAUUAAAGGUUUUAUAAAAUAUCAUUUACAUGUUUUUUUCUUUUGAGUAGCAACUUUUCUGUAUUUCCAGCUGUAGCUUUUUCAUUGUAUUCAGUUUGUGUUUCAGUAAAGACUCCAAAUGGUGAAAAACUAUCUGAAAGCACUUGGACAAGGCUGCACUGCACUUGUCACAAUUUCUUUUACUUUGAUGGACAAAAUGUAGAACUGCUCCCAGCUUUUUUAAUCUGAUGAAUUCCCUUCCCUCUGUCAUCUUUUAAUGACAUAUCCUUGUAUGUUGUAAUUUAAUAUUUGUUAAUUUUUUCCGUUCAUUGGCCAGAGAUCUGCUUAAGUGAUUGUGGAAAAGAAAGAUCAACUAGACCUCCGUUCUUAUCUGCCAUAUACAGUAGCUUUUAUUGGUGUUGUUUCAAAACUCUGGAGCAACAGUUUAAAAGAUUUAAAUACUGCCUGUGAGAGAAUGAUGCAUUGAUUAGAAGUUUGUGUGCAGUGUCAUUUUACAAUUGUAAUGAAAUAAACUGCCCUUAUGCUGUUGGAUAGCACUGU
Scatophagus argus is the source of this 3539-nucleotide messenger RNA. RefSeq names its product calcium channel, voltage-dependent, beta 4a subunit (gene cacnb4a). Gene Ontology annotation, biological process: calcium ion transmembrane transport; regulation of voltage-gated calcium channel activity; chemical synaptic transmission. Gene Ontology annotation, molecular function: protein binding; high voltage-gated calcium channel activity. Gene Ontology annotation, cellular component: voltage-gated calcium channel complex. Bases 408 to 1862 code for a protein of 484 amino acids. The transcript is spliced from 13 exons. Lineage: Eukaryota; Metazoa; Chordata; Actinopteri; Scatophagidae. The record is from RefSeq and is a predicted model, not a curated record.